UGAACGUCCAGUCGUUGGGGGGUGAGUUCCCCGAUUGACUUUGAUCGAAAACAGUUGGCAACAAGUGGUGACGGGGCGAUCACCACCGUCGAGUUAAAUCUUCCAUUUUGCCUGCUCCUGAUCCGAGUUGCUCUACAAAUUCGUUCCGCGGUGAAACAGACUCUUCUACGGCAGAACUUUGUAUUUUAGCUUCCCAGAGUCUAUGUGCUUCCUAGAUGCACCUAAAAAUCCCAACGUAAGCGAUGAAAUUGGCGCAGUGCAUGUCGAUACGGUCCAGCAUAUACCAGGGUCAAUAAUAUGUCAACUAGCGGCAGCGCCAGUCCGGAAAAACGGUUGCACUACAAUUUCAACUCCGCUAUUACCGCUACUGGUGGAGUUUAUAGCAUCGGCUGCAGCGUCUGUAGCCUCUGGCAAAACAGCGAAUACCAAUUGCCCAAAAGUUUUUUACGCGAAUCAUACGUGGAGACGCAGUGAAACAUCCUCGUUCGCAAACAACUGCACGGCGUACCCCCUUAUUUGAUCGAUAGGUCUAAUAUGCGCGUUUCCAUGUGCUUGUUUUCUUCACCCUAACACGUUCUAUGCUGUUGUAUCUGUAUUAUCACUUGCUGACGUAGCGUUAUCUUGAAUACACCAGACUGCCACACUGGCCUUGUUGACAGCAAGCUUCGGGCGGCGACACUCAUCGGUAAAUGCUGCGCCAAAAUGCAUCAUGCUGGCAUCGCCGAGCCGAAUGCGAACUAGCUUAUUUCGUUAUGAUCGCGCCUGCACCAGUCGUCGAUUGUGCUCGUAUGAAACCGCCAGCAUAGGCGGCCCUGCAGUAGCCAUGGCUACCAGCGAAUGGUUGGUAAACCUAAGGCAAACAGCCUUCACACUUCUGCUUAGCUGUGCGUUGUCGAUAUUCUCUGCAGAUUGUUUUGUCACCUCUUGCACAGUCCUCUAUAACGACGUCUGCUGACGUAUUCUAGUAAUAGUAUCAUGGCGGACCAAGCGAGAACUGCGAAAGAACAAGCCAUGUCCACAGCGUCUUCCGCGAAAGAAGGAGUGUAUGACGCCGGACUUGCGGCCAAGGAAAAAACCUCUUCCGCAGUAGAAGAGGCUGGGGACUAUUGCUCCAGUGCGGGAAUGAAAGUCGGUGAUACGGCGAGCAACGCAAUGGAAAAUGUCAAGGAUUAUGCCCACAGCGCCGGAGAGAAGAUCGGCGACACUGCUGCCAACAUCACAGAGGGCUCUUCAAACACCGGCAAGUCUGCGAUGGAAAUGGCAAAAGAUGCUGCCAGCGCUACCGGCCAGAAAAUUAGCGAUGCGACGAAGGCUGCCAGAGACGCGGCUGCCAAUGCAGGACAGAAGAUCAAAGAUACGGUUUCUUGAUGAACUUUUGCUCCAUGUUUUCCCUCCUCCAUAUGCUGUGUAAAAUGCAGAAACAUGAAGAGAUGCAUGCUUUGAAAACAGGGGUGAAGGGGUGCACUACGGUACGAAGCUCUGGUGUGAAUGCAGGUGAAUUUCUUCUUCGCUGCGUGUGUAACCUGUGGAAACCUGCGCCGGCCGCAUUCCUCCAAAGACUUUUCACAAAAGUCAGUCUCACAUGACUGUUCUAUCACCCUCCAAAGUCACAACUGUUUUCACGGUCUACAUGAGAUGCAGGGAUUUCUUGAUACACUGCUCCGUACGAUAAUCUGUAAAGCCAAUCCAUUUGUACGACUUCGUUCAGGCGGGCUCGUCUGUUCAAGUGCACGAGUAAACUUCUUCCAACACGAUCACGCGUAGGUACAGCCAUGCCGCACCAGUCGUGUCGUCAGGGACGUACUCACAAUUUGACACCACGACCAUCUUUCAAGUUGACGUCCAAUGUUUUUCGCUUCGGUGUCUGUUUCCUCUAUUCAUUGAAUCCAGUAGCAUUAACCGGCUGACAGGAUACUAGCGUCCAGUCUAUAUCCCAGAUAUCAACAUGUUUAAAAAAACACUUGUGCAGGCAGCUAUGAUGAAAAGCAAGCUCUCUGUGGGGGCUACGUGGCUUCGUCAAUCAGUGCUCUCUGAGUGGAAGACCGUCGGCUGAAGUUGCACAGAUUUUCUACAGAGGCAGCGUAGAAGUGAUGGCAGAGAGGUUGGAUGAUCGAGAGUAACUGUUCGUCCGUCGGCACGCCUAUUUGCCAUGCAAUGGCCUUACAACGACUUUCUUGGAUCUCACGAGAAAACGCUGUAGGUGGAACAUAAUUUGCUAUAAUCCUUUCCCUUUAUGGCAGCCCAGC
Toxoplasma gondii ME49 is the source of this 2246-nucleotide messenger RNA. RefSeq lists its product as hypothetical. Bases 976 to 1368 code for a protein of 130 amino acids. The transcript has 4 exons. Lineage: Eukaryota; Apicomplexa; Conoidasida; Eucoccidiorida; Sarcocystidae. The record is from RefSeq and is a predicted model, not a curated record.